AUGGCUGAUCGUUCCGACAUGGCAUUGCCGGUGCCGCGGCAAGUCCUCGCCGAACUCCUUCACUCAAUCGCCUCGUCCACAACGUCAGGCAGCAUGGAUGGCCACCUCCCGCUGCUGGCCACGCUGCACGUCCUGUUUCCGUCACUGGUGCUGCCUGCCUUGGACCUGCUCGACCGCCGUCGCGUUGUGCGGUGGGGGGGUCGUCGCGAGCAGCCAAAGGGAGCCUUGCCUGCGUCCACCGCAGCCUCCACCGCCGCUUCUGCGUCUCCUCCACAACCCUCUCUCUACCAGAUCCGCGGCGGCAGCGACCGGCCACACGUGGUCCACCUGCGGUCAUGGCACUGCACGUGUGCCUUUUUUGCACUCCAGACCGCGGCAUCGACGGCGUUGUCGUCCAAGACGCCACAGGACGCCGAGACGAAACUGGCGGCGCAGCAUCAUCUGAAAGACGCCCUCUCUCACCUCCCUCUGGCGUUUAGCACGCCGCCUUGCAAGCACCUCUUGGCGUGUCUGCUCGCCGAAGAGUGGGCUGUCUUGCACGCUUACGUUGUUGCCGGGGAAGGCGACACGACAGAUACAAAAGACGACUGUGCUUGCUCGCCUGAAACGUUGGCAGGUAUUGUGGCGGGCGUUUUAUGA
Messenger RNA from Sporothrix brasiliensis 5110, 639 nucleotides. RefSeq lists its product as uncharacterized. The record is from RefSeq and is a predicted model, not a curated record. Lineage: Eukaryota; Fungi; Ascomycota; Sordariomycetes; Ophiostomatales; Ophiostomataceae. Gene Ontology annotation, molecular function: zinc ion binding. The transcript has a single exon. Bases 1 to 639 code for a protein of 212 amino acids.